GUUGCGCUGCUGGACAUAGAUAUCUGUGGGCCAUCGAUCCCUAAAAUGAUGGGUCUAGAAGGAGAACAGGUUCAUCAGAGCGGAUCUGGAUGGUCUCCAGUGUAUGUUGAAGAAAACUUAGGUGUCAUGUCUGUCGGGUUCUUGCUUAGUAGUCCUGAUGAUGCCGUCAUCUGGAGGGGACCAAAAAAAAAUGGGCUGAUCAAACAAUUUCUUCGUGAUGUGGACUGGGGUGAAAUCGACUACCUGAUUGUAGAUACACCUCCAGGAACAUCAGAUGAGCACUUGUCUAUUGUGCAGUAUCUCAGCGCAGCACACAUAGACGGUGCUGUUAUAGUCACUACCCCUCAGGAAGUAUCGCUUCAGGACGUUAGGAAGGAGAUCAACUUCUGCCAUAAAGUGAAACUGCCCAUCAUAGGUGUUGUGGAAAACAUGAGUGGCUUUGUGUGUCCAAAGUGUAAGAAUGAAUCUCAGAUCUUUCCCCCGACUACUGGAGGUGCAGAGAAGAUGUGCCAGAACUUAAAUGUUUCCCUCCUGGGUAAAGUGCCUCUGGAUCCUCAAAUAGGGAAAAGUUGUGACAAAGGCCAGUCUUUCUUGUCUGAAGCACCUGAGUCUCCAGCUACAUCGUCUUACAGGAAUAUCAUUCGAAGAAUUCAGGAGUACUGUGAUCAACACCAUUUUCAAGAAGAAAAGAUUAUCUAAUGUGUGAAUGGAAUAAAAAUGUAGUUCAUGUUUAAUUAUAGAAAAUUAACUUAUGCCUUGAUUUAAUAGAAGGAAUGUAUUCUUUUUGUAUAUUGCAAAUAAAUUCUUAAUAUAAA
Molecule: messenger RNA, 815 nt
Organism: Tauraco erythrolophus (red-crested turaco)
Lineage: Eukaryota; Metazoa; Chordata; Aves; Musophagiformes; Musophagidae
Source: RefSeq, a predicted model, not a curated record